Molecule: messenger RNA, 383 nt
Organism: Gekko japonicus
Lineage: Eukaryota; Metazoa; Chordata; Lepidosauria; Squamata; Gekkonidae
Product: lysozyme C, milk isozyme-like
Exons: 3
Molecular function (GO): lysozyme activity
Source: RefSeq, a predicted model, not a curated record
AUGAAGAUUCUGUCUCUUCCCGCCCUCCUCUUUUCACUCGUCUCCGUAAGCGAAGCCAAAAAGUUUCAGAGAUGUGAAGUAACUACAACUAUGAGAAAAGCUGGCUUGGAUCUCUAUUAUGGCUACAGCCUGGAGAACUGGAUCUGUAUGGCUUAUUAUGGAAGUAAAUUCAACUCAGGAGCUGUAAGCGGCUCCAACAGACAUGGUAGCCAGAACUAUGGGAUUUUUCAGAUCAGCAGCCGUUGGUGGUGCUCCGAUGGGAAAGGCAAAACGGCCAAUGGAUGCCGCAUACCCUGCAGCAAGUUAAUGGAUGAUGAUCUCCAGGAUGAUAUUUUGUGUGCCAAGAGAAUUGUCCGUGACCGCAAAAGGAGGAUGAACGCCUG